AUGACAGAUUUAAGAUCAAGGCUGAAGUUGACUAAUGAAGAACGGAACUCUAUCGCACAAUGGCUACUCCAACACAGCACGAACGGGAAGCUUCGCCAUGGUGCGAAGAAAGAGGCUGCUGAAAUGUUCCACAUCGCCUGGAGGACAGUUUGGGCGAUCUGGAAAUCUGCUACUACACAACAGGUGCUGGGAUUACCUAUUCAGUUAACGAACAUGAAGAAGGGGUCAGUUCACAGAGAUAAGUGGAUGAUUGAUAUUGAAAAAGUAAAGAAAUUGUCGUUGUUAGAAAGAUCGUCAAUACGAGUCAUGGCAGGUAACUUAGGGGUUAGUAAAUCACUUGUGCAUGUAUGGGUGAAAAAAAAGAAGCUUAAACCUCAUACUAAUGCAAUUAAGCCUUUCUUGACUGCUGAAAAUAAGCUAUGUAGGCUUAAAUGGAGCCUGAAUCAACUUAGUGCAAUAAAUGAAGGUGGGUUCAUAAAAUUUCAGUCAAUGUACAAUACUAUUCACAUUGACGAAAAGUGGUUUUACUUGACAAAGAACGAGGACAUAUACUAUCUUUUACCAGGUGAGAAAGAGCCUUAUAGGUGCUGCAAAUCAAAGAGGUUCAUCCCAAAAAUAAUGUUUAGUUGUGUUGUGGCAAGGCCAAUCAUAGAUGCACAAGGAAACAUUAUUUUUUAUGGUAAACUAGGGAUUUAUCCAUUCAUAAUAGAGGAGGCAGCACAGAGGAAUUCCAUAAAUAAGGAGAAAGGCACAUUGGAAAUUAAACCUAUUCCAAACAUAAACAAGCAGAUCAUGAGGGACGGCAUGAUCACUAAGAUGAUUCCAAACUUUAAGGCCAAAUGGCCUGAAUUUGCAAGCAAGAAUAUUUUUAUCCAACAAGACAAUGCAAAGCCACAUUUAAAGCCUGAUGAUCCGGAGUUUGUAGCAGUUGCAACACAAGAUGGAUUUAAUAUCCAACUUACGCUAAAAGACCAAAAACCAGCCAAGAAUGUAGAAGAACUACUCAAGAAUGUGCAUGAAGCCUAUGAAGAGUACCCUCCAGAGAAGCUGAAUCAUGUGUUCCUCACCCUACAGAGUUGCUACCACGAAAUCAUCAAAGAUAAGGGGGGGAACAACUACAAAAUCCCCCACUUGAAUAAGGCAAAAUUGGCCAGACUCGGAACUCUAGUAGAUGUACUAGCUGUUGAGGAACAACUACUACAAGAGUCAAUUCAGUUUCUAAACAUGCAAGGAAUUGAAGAUCCAGGACAAGGCAACAUGGAGACAUUAAGGCAAAGGCUACAGCAGGUGGUAAUCAAUUAG
Messenger RNA from Salvia miltiorrhiza (redroot sage), 1302 nucleotides. RefSeq lists its product as uncharacterized. Bases 1 to 1302 code for a protein of 433 amino acids. The transcript has 3 exons. The record is from RefSeq and is a predicted model, not a curated record. Gene Ontology annotation, molecular function: nucleic acid binding. NCBI's taxonomy places the organism in Eukaryota, Viridiplantae, Streptophyta, Magnoliopsida, Lamiales, Lamiaceae.